UGUCAAAAACGAAAGUUUGAAAACAUUUACAAAACUUGUUUUUACAUGAAAAAUUAAAAAAAAACAGCUCUUUUUUCAUCAAUUCGGUAAUUUUUGGUCAAUUUUGUUAUUAGUAAACGUUCAGAGGUACCUAUAUUGGACAAUCAACCCUUGAUACUCUUGGUCAGUCAAAAUAUAACCUCAAUUUACCAAGUCCAUCUUCUCAAACAUGGAUAAGGAAAAGUUAAAAGGAAUUGGCAAAAUAUGUAUCCCUGGUAUGCGGCUAAGUUUAUCUGACGCAGAACAUAUCUCAGGGCCUGGCACGUAUGAAUUGAAAGGAUACAUUUAUGCUACUUUGGCGGGAAUCUUGAAGACUGAACAGGAUGAAGUUGCUAAGGCCACAGUAAUAUCAGUUGUAAGUCCUAGAACGCCAAGUGUUUUACCCAGAAGUGGAGAUAUAGUGACCUGCAAGGUGACAGUAGUUAACUCCCGCAUGGUACAAUGUGUGAUCUUAUGCGUUGGCUCAUCGGUACUGGUCAGGCCAUACAGGGGCGUUUUGAAAAAGGAAGACAUAAAAUCAACAGACAAGGACAGAAUAGACCCGUACAAGUGUUUCAGACCUGGCGAUGUCAUAUUGGCUAGAGUUCUUCCCAUGACUGAAAUCCACUGGUACCACCUUUCAACAGCAGAAAACGAGCUCGGUGUAGUCAUAGCUACAGCCGAGGGCUCUCCCCAAGGAAUCAACAUGGUGCCCAUUAGCUGGUCCGAGAUGCAGUGUCCAAAAACCUUGACAAAAGAACCGAGGAAAGUUGCAAGAGUUAUUCCUGAAAAUAUCAACCAAAACUUAUUCAAUGUCAAAGAUAAGGAGAAUAAAAACAUAGAAAAUAAAGAGAAUAAAAAAUGAUUUGCUUGUUCAUUAAAAAUU
This is a messenger RNA of Ostrinia furnacalis (Asian corn borer), 904 nucleotides long. RefSeq names its product exosome component 1 Csl4 (gene Csl4). The transcript is spliced from 3 exons. Bases 209 to 883 code for a protein of 224 amino acids. Gene Ontology annotation, molecular function: RNA binding. Gene Ontology annotation, biological process: RNA processing. Gene Ontology annotation, cellular component: nuclear exosome (RNase complex); cytoplasm. The record is from RefSeq and is a predicted model, not a curated record. Lineage: Eukaryota; Metazoa; Arthropoda; Insecta; Lepidoptera; Crambidae.